AUGAAAAUAAGCAAGCAUAAUAUUGUGGCCGUCCUUUUGGGAAUAAGGUCGACUGUCGAGGCUGCCAUUGUGCCAGUUACCGGCAUUCACACUGGGAUCAACCCAGAGCGGGGGACAUUUCCGCCACGACUUCGCAUCCAAGACUUGCAAACCAGUGGACCCCAAUGGGACCUCUACGUCCAUGCCAUGGUGGCGUGGAAGAGCAUACCAGAGGACAACGAGCUGUCCUAUUUUGGGUUGUCAGGCAUCCAUGGCCGGCCGUAUGUGGCUUGGAACGGCGUCGAGCAAGUCGAGGGUGCGCCCUUGACGGGCUACUGCACGCACAACGAGGUGCUAUUUGCCAUCUGGCACCGACCAAUGGUGGCUGUCUUUGAACAAAUCCUGGCGCAGCAUAUCCAGGCCGUGGCUGCUCUCUACAACGCCACGCCAACCAUCGCCGAAACGUACCGCCAUGCCGCCGAUACCUGGCGCCAUCCGUACUGGGACUGGGCCCUCGACAAGGCGCUGCCAGACGCCGUCGUGACGCCCAAUGUGACAAUCCGCGCGCCUCCCGAUGGACGCACCACGGCGACACUGGCCAACCCGCUGCGCUACUACCGCUUCCAUCAGUUCCCCCUCAACGCCACGCUCUUCCCGGCCGACGACGACUACCACCUGGCGUCGUUUCCAACGACGCUGCGCUGCCCCGACCCGUUCAACAACUUUACCAGCAACCCGGGCAUGGCCAGCGCCAACAUUGCGGGCAUCGACUUGGCCGGCCAGGUGUACAACAUUUACACCCGUGUCGCCGACUUUGGCAGCAUGAGCUCGACGGCCUGCGACAGCACGUCUUUUGAGCAGGAGCACAACGAAGUGCACGUGGCUGUGGGCGGCAUCCAUCCCAUGGGCCACUUUGCGCACUUGGGCUACAGCGGCUUUGAUCCGCUGUUCAUGAUGCACCACGCGGCGAUUGACCGGCACGUCGCGCUGUGGCAGACGGUACACGCCAAUGCGUCCAUGUUCGGCCCGCAGGAAGACUACCAGACGCAGACGGGGCAGUUUGCCACGGCACCGGGCACCAACAUCACCGCGGAUAGUCCUCUCAAACCGUUUUAUGCGUCGGCCAACGGAACGUUCCACACGCCCAAUUCGGCGCGGGAUAUUGCGACGUUUGGGUACUCGUACCCGGAACUGCUGACGGCGCAGUUAACUGCCCAAAUAAAUAGCAUAAAUGGCAGCCGAUCCGUAAAUGCGAGCUCCCGGACGAAACUCCGUCAAGCCGUCACCGCCGAAAUCAACCGACUUUAUGCGCCGAAAACCGUGUCAACGACGAAACGACGUCUAUCCUGGUCGCGUGCGGUGGCGUCAACGCCACAGACGGUCUAUUUUGUCCGUAUCGCCAUCGAGAAGGCAGGCCUUGCAUUGCCUGCCGCCGUCAAUGUAUUCCUCGGUACGACACUGGCCGGCAGACUACUUCUCCUGGCGAGUCCACCAACUGGCCGCGUCCAUGGCGAGAUCGGCCUCGAAAACGCCUUGCAGAUCAGUUCGAGCCAGGACAGUGAUGUGGCCGUGGAGGACGUUCUUCGUCAACGGUUCCGCUGGGAGGUCGUCACUCUUAGUGAGACACACAGUGUGACUAUCCAGGUCCGCGAAGAGACUGUUCACCUGCCACAGAGCAUAAAAGAGUUUCCCAUUUACACAAAUGUGCGCAUUCUACAUGGCCUUGGGACAGAGAAAACGACCGAGAAAUGA
Molecule: messenger RNA, 1731 nt
Organism: Sporothrix brasiliensis 5110
Lineage: Eukaryota; Fungi; Ascomycota; Sordariomycetes; Ophiostomatales; Ophiostomataceae
Exons: 3
Coding region: 1-1731 (576 amino acids)
Molecular function (GO): oxidoreductase activity
Source: RefSeq, a predicted model, not a curated record